AUGAAUGAAGUGAGUCACUGCCGAUGUGUCAUAGGCCCGACGUCUUUAUAAAGGAAGUUUUAAACAAGCCUAAACACUUCACUGCGCGCAAAAAUUGGACUUACCACACUCGCAUCCCUCUCUCUGUGCAUUUCUGUUGCCUCUCUCUGCCUCUCUCUCCAAACUAAGUGUCUCUCUGCCUUCAGCACUCCAUAAAGACUUACAAGUGGGGCUCAUCUCAAACUUUACCAGAGACAGAAAGUUUGACGAUAUUGACUUUUUCUUUUUUCUUUUUUUUUUAAAACUUCUUCUUAUUCUUUACUUUCUCCCUGAGUGCUUCAGUCAUCACUCUCUGCUCUCCCUCUUCAUUCAUUCUCCCUCUCUCUCUCGUCCUGACAACUUUCCUCCUCACUCUGACUUGAAGAGUGCGAAGAAGAAGAAGAAAACCGGAGCACGUGACAAUUUCCGGAGUUCAAUUUAUUUAUUAAUUUUUCUAUUUAUUUAUUUAUCUGCGUCUGUUUUGCUGGUAUCUCUUGGAUCCGGUUCAAUAUGAAAUUGCUGCUCGACUCCUCCUCAUCGCUCCUCUUCUCCCUGUUGUUGGCUCAGCUGCCAAUCUUCACGUCUGCCUCCCCAGUACCACAGCGGCGGCCCACUGACAUGGAUAAACUGUCCAAUCAGACCAAAAAUCUAAUGAAGCUGACCCAAGAACUGCUGAGGGAGCAUGCAUUUGAUUCAGAUGUGGAGCCCCACAGGUUCAGGUCUCUGCCAGAAAUGAGCAACAGAUCAGCCAGUGAUCUCAACAAUCUUGAGCUGAAGCCCACACUCUCUCAGCUGCAUGCUGACCUGAAGCUGUAUGAGCACCACUUUGAGUGGCUGAACAAGGUUUCAAAGAAGCACCACCACCCUUCAUUGCCCAAGCUGGUGGAGAUGAUCAGAGAAAUGAAAUCUCUCAUCAACCUGCUGCACCGUCAGAUGCUGAGAGUUGAAGCACCGAGGCUGACUCCGGCAACCCCGUCCCUACCCCCUCACCUCCCGUAUCAGUUUGAUGUCCUACAGUCCAGCCAUGAGCUUCUUCAACACUUCAAGCUCUUCUGUGAUUGGGCGUACAGAGCAUUCAUCAGCCUGAAGCCCAAAGUCACUGUAGUACAAUGAUAAUCCAAGCACACUUGUUCUUUUCCUUUCAACUACUUGGCUGCAGAGCCAGUGAGGAUCCACUGAGUCCCGCCUCAGCCAGAGGGGAAUAAGGACCAUGUCAGUGUGCACUGUAGUUAAUAGCAUCCCUUAAGAGGCCUAAACGUCAACCAAUGACAUAUGUGUUGAAGAAUGUGUAUUUCCACCAGAGCCAAUAAGGAUGCGUUAUACUGCAGCCAGUUACAACCAUCAAGAUUUCUGUUAAAGCAAACUGCCAGUUUAACUACAAUGAUCAUGUCAUGAUUCCCCCAAACUCUUCCCUAAAGGCCUUGUUCAUGACGUGUUAUUUAUGUAUUUAUUUAUUUAUUGACUGUUAGUAAUUUAUUUAAUUUUAUUUAUUUAAAGUUGUAAUGUGUCACUCUCAUCUUAAUUUCUUGUCUUAACGUGAAUUUAUUUUCCCAACAUCUCUGUUAAUCUUUCUUUUUGUCUUGUGUCUCACUGAUCCUCAAGAAAAGAAAAAAAAAAACACAGUAGCACUUCCUGAACCUAUAGCUCUGAUUAUGAUUUUUGUUAAAACUAAUUUAAUCUACUUUUGCAUUUGUGUUUUUUCUUCCAGUAGAUGUAGCAUACAUUUGGGACAGCCAAUUUUUUCACUAUCUCUCACUUACAGUGCCCUUAAAGUAAAUAUUUUAAAUGAUGUUAAUGUUCUAACCAUGUUAAAUGUGCCACAUCUUAACAUAUCAAUUGAUGGCCUAUGAAAUUAACCGCAUUCAUUUGAAAAUGUCAAGAUUGUAGCGGAAGAGAAGUGGAUACUUUCUUUUGUACCGCAGUCAAUAGACAGACAGACAUUAGUUUCUAUUUUCGAUGCCUGUUUCACUCGCAAUCCGCGUGAGGAGGCAUAUUUAACAUUGUGGUAAAGUUGCAUGAAUGUGCCCUGUUGCUGAGCACUGAUGGACCUGAUUAGAUUCUUUGCACAAACUUGUUAGGAUUAGCCUCUUUGAUAAGUGAGAUGGCUGAUUUUGAACCUGUGCUUUGGGGUAGAAAAGUUUGUUUUUUUAAUUAAACACCCAAAGCCUUAAAAUACUAUGUAUUGUGACACUAUGUUCUGUACAGGUGUACAUAAAUAUACAAGAAUGUAAAUUGUUGUACACAGUGCUUUUGUGUAUUAUGUUAUUAUGUUGUUUUCUACAAUAUAGUGUAGAUAACUUUACCAAUUUUAUCACUAUAAUUUUUGUUCAUUCCUAUUCUAGUAUUUGUUGCAGUAUUGUCUAUUUAUUUAAGUAACUUGGUGGAACUAUUUAUUUUAUGCUGCAGUGGAGCAAGCCUCCUAUCUUUUUGUACUUUUAUACAGUUUUUAUUCUUAUCUAUUAUUAUACCAUCCUGUUUAAAUUAUUGUUGUAACAUCAAGAUGCUUCUUCCACACACUGAUUGGCCUCAAUGUGAAAUAUGUGCCUUGGUGAAAUAAAUAAAGAAUGUGCACAAUG
Messenger RNA from Larimichthys crocea (large yellow croaker), 2594 nucleotides. RefSeq names its product interleukin 11a (gene il11a). NCBI's taxonomy places the organism in Eukaryota, Metazoa, Chordata, Actinopteri, Sciaenidae. Gene Ontology annotation, cellular component: cytoplasm. Gene Ontology annotation, biological process: positive regulation of MAPK cascade; positive regulation of cell population proliferation. The record is from RefSeq and is a predicted model, not a curated record. Gene Ontology annotation, molecular function: growth factor activity; cytokine activity. The transcript is spliced from 5 exons. Bases 529 to 1131 code for a protein of 200 amino acids.